Messenger RNA from Cetraspora pellucida, 621 nucleotides. The record is from the annotation of a GenBank genome assembly. Lineage: Eukaryota; Fungi; Glomeromycota; Glomeromycetes; Diversisporales; Gigasporaceae.
AUGAUUAAACUAGAAUUUCUCUUGAUCUUAACGAUUCUUUUGUUCAAUGCAAGUAGUUCAUUUGCUAAUAAUUCUCUAUUUGAUGGAGAUGCCUUAUUUAAUUUUCCCAAAGUAAUUGGAAAUUGUGAAUUUCCGAAAGGUGUGGUUCUUCCGCAAAAUAUCACUCCACCAGAAGGCAAUGUUUUUAAAUUUUAUACAAUCGUUAGUGGAUUUGGCGAACGUCGAUGUGUUAAUAAAACAUGGGUAUAUUAUGAAAGUCGCGCAUUACAUUUUAAUAAUGAAAAGGAUAUUUGUUCAUACCCUUCUUCAGUGGUGGCAUCAACAUUUCCAAAUCCAAAUGCACUACCUGGUGUCGUUUCGCUUGGCAUUAGAUCAGUUCUUCCGAGUGAUACCUCAACGUUAAUUACAACUCCAAUUGUUUCCAUUCCGAAACCUGGUCGUCCAGAAGAUAUUGCUUUAGGACUUGAGAGGGUUUCUAAUAACACUGGAAAAGGUGCGUUUGCUGACAUUACUUAUAUUGCUCGUCCUCGUACUAGAGGUGGAAAUUUUCUAGCUGGUAGAAAUAUAACAUGCGGUAAUGAUGAAUAUCCAGAAGGUUAUGUUUAUAGCGAUCCAUUUAUC